This is a messenger RNA of Centruroides sculpturatus (bark scorpion), 11681 nucleotides long. It is a transcript of the gene Dhc36C, whose product is annotated as dynein heavy chain 7, axonemal-like. The record is from RefSeq and is a predicted model, not a curated record. Lineage: Eukaryota; Metazoa; Arthropoda; Arachnida; Scorpiones; Buthidae. Gene Ontology annotation, cellular component: dynein complex. Gene Ontology annotation, biological process: microtubule-based movement. The transcript has 57 exons. Gene Ontology annotation, molecular function: minus-end-directed microtubule motor activity; catalytic activity; dynein intermediate chain binding. Bases 184 to 11385 code for a protein of 3733 amino acids.
GUUUAUAAUUAGGAGGAAAGAAAGUUAAAUAUAUUAAUAGCAAAAGUUCCUAAACAUAGUGAAUGUGCAAGAAUUAUUGAUAAUUAUCAUGAGAUAUCUGAUAGUAUUAAAUAUGCAAAAUCAAAACUAACCGAACCUGGAAUUUUUGAAGUAGAUGGUAUUGAACUUUUGGAGACAUUAACUAUGCAAAUUACAGAUUUGCAACAAAAUCUUUUAAAAUAUAUGAUUAAUAUUCAUCAGAAUGCUACUGAAAAAUUAGUUAAUGAUUUUGAAGAACUUAAGAAUCAAAUAUUAACUACACCUGAAAACACAGAAGAAUUAAUGAAAUCUCAAGAAUUUAUAAAAAGAGUAGAAAUUGAGCACAUACCUCAAUUACGAGAAAAAAUAGCAGAAUUAGCAAUACGAAUUAUUUUCUUUGCAUCAAAUAUCGAAUUUACUACAGAUGAUAUUGUUUCAAAUUCAGAGCCUUUUUAUCUUUUGUCAGAAUUGCCUGAUAUUAUUUCUGAACAUAGAAAAAUGAUUAAUGUGAGAGAAACUGAUUUUCAGCAACUCUUAAAGGAACAAAAGAUAAACUUUACUGAAGAAUUGGAUUUAUAUAGUAAACAAAUCAAGGAAUUAGUAUUUCAAAAUAAAAUUGAAGAAAUAGAUCAAUAUUUAAAAAGAGCUCAAAUAUUACAUGAUCAGUUGCAAAAUGCUGCAGAUAUUAUUCUUCAUAUUAACAAAGAAGAAGAAGCAUAUGACUUAGAAGUUACAAAUUAUCCUAUUCGACAAACAUUAUUGAAACAAUUAGAUCCAUAUUUAAAAUUAUAUGAAGUAGCUGUGGACUUCUAUACAAAAUUUAAGAUUUGGACACAAGGUCCAAUGAAGAAUGUUGAUGCUGAAUUAAUAGAACAUGAUAUUAGUUCUAUUUUACGAACAUUGUUCAAAUUGGAAAGAACAUUUUCAGAUGUUCCAGAUCCUUUAAAAAUUAUAAUGAAGGUUAAAGCUGAUAUUGAUGAAUUCAGAAAACAUAUGCCAUUAAUUCAAACUAUAUGCAAUCCUGGUCUUAAGGAUAGACAUUGGGAAGAAAUGUCAAAUUUAAUUGGAUUUGAAUUAAAACAUACUGAAGAAACUACUUUAGAUGAUAUGUUCGAAUAUCACAUUGAAGAAUACAUUCCACACAUUGCUGGAAUUAGUGAUGUUGCCACCAAAGAAUAUAAUCUUGAGAAAUCUUAUUUAAAAAUGAAACAAGAGUGGGAAAAUACAAGAUUUAUUUUAGGUAUACAUGGAGAUACAGAAACAAAUAUUUUAUUAUCUGUUGAUGAUAUACAGCAGAUGCUUGAUGAUCAAAUUGUGAAAACUGGGACUAUGAUUUCAUCUCCUUACAUAAAACCAUUUGAAAAUGAUAUCAAGUCUUGGGAAAUUCAGCUACAAUUACUUCAAGAAAUUAUUGAUGAAUGGUUAAAAUUACAGCACACUUGGAUGUAUUUGGAAUCUAUAUUUAGUUCUCCAGAUAUUAUGGCACAAAUGCCUGAAGAAGGAAGUUGUCAACACAUAGUAGUAAUGGAACUAAUGCUUGGUAACAAAAGAAUAAUAAUUUUAAAUGUCUAUUUCCCUGGGGGAGCUGAAUCUGAGAACUUCAUAGGUAAUUUGCAACAAAUUAUAAAUGCCUUUGCAGGCUCUAGCAUUAUUAUUGCAGGGGAUUUUAAUGCACAUUCUCCUGCUUGGGGAGGGGACGUAUUCGAUGAACGAGGUGGUUUGUUGGAGGAAUUUUUUGGGCGGAAUAACUUAUAUAUCCUUAAUAACCCCCUUUCCCCUCCUACUUUUACCUCACAUAGAGGUGAAAGUUGGAUAGACGUGGCUGUCUGUAAUGGAGAUCUUUAUCCUAUGAUUAACAACUGGAAAGUAGAUGAGGAAGACAGUCUUACGGAACACUCAAUGAUUUCUUUUGAUAUAUUAAAUGGUAGCAAUAAUAGUAAUCAACCAUAUAACGUAAGUUCAAAAUAUAUUAUAAAACGUGCAGAUUGGUUUGCGAUAAAAGAAUGUCUAGAAGAGAAUUGGAAUUCUAAUUACUCAGACGAUAAAAACAUUGUCGUUGAUCAAAUAAAUGAGAAUAUCGAACUUAUAAAUAAGGCCUGUAAUAAUUUUAUACCAAAGGGAACCUCCGUCCGAAAAGCAGUACCUUGGUGGACACAAGAACUUGAUGACUUACGAAAAAAAACCAGGAAAUUAAGAAAAUUAUAUCAACGAUGUGGGAACGAACAACUUCGAACAGAACGUAGAAAUGAAUAUCUUGCCAGCCAAAAAUCAUAUAAGGAAUUAAUUAAAAUGGAGAAAUUACGUAGUUGGCAAACAUUUUGCACCAACACCUCGAGAAAUCCAUGGGGAUACUUAACGAAACUUUGUACCAACAAACUACGGAAAACGACUAUUAUGACAACAUCAUUACAUAACCGUAAUGAACCACGGACUCUUAUACAGGAGCUAGCGUCACAAUUAGACGCUUUCUGUCCAGAAGAUAAUCCUAGAGAUGAUACAGACACUCAAAAAUUAACACGCAUUGCUGGCUUGAGUGGAUAUUUAGAAAAGAAACGCUUAUUCUUUCCUAGAUUUUUUUUCUUAUCAAAUGAUGAGUUACUAGAAAUAUUAUCGGAAACAAAAGAUCCUCUGAGAGUUCAACCACAUUUAAAGAAAUGCUUUGAAGGUAUUGCAGAAUUGGUAUUUACAGAUGAUAUGAUGAUUACAGAUAUGAUCAGUUCCGAAAAUGAAAAAGUAUCACUUUUGGAAAAAAUAAUCCCAGAAAAUGCUCAUGGUCAAGUAGAAAAAUGGUUAUUGGAACUUGAAAAAUUAAUGAAGAUUAGUAUUCAUAAAGUUCUUCUUGAUGCAACAAAUGCUUAUGAGAACACUCCAAGAGAAGAAUGGGUAUUACAAUGGCCUGGUCAGGCAGUUAUUUGUGUGUCACAAAUAUUUUGGACAACAUUAAUCCAUUAUUCUAUCUCAAGUGAUAUACAGGAAUUAGAAAAUUAUAUAAUAAAACAAAAUCAACAGAUUGAAAAAAUUGUAAAAUUAGUUAGAGGAGAAUUGACCACUGGAAAUAGAAUUACACUUGGAGCUUUAGUUGUACUAGAUGUACAUGCAAAAGAUGUUACAGAAUUACUUGCAAAAGAAAGAGUUACGAAUGAAAAAGACUUCAAAUGGUUAUGUCAGCUGAGGUAUUAUUGGGAGGAAAAGGACAUAAUCACAAGGAUGAUAAACUCAUCUUUAUCAUAUGGAUAUGAAUAUUUGGGUAACACUGAACGACUUGUAAUUACACCUUUAACUGAUAGAUGUUAUCGGACACUAUUCAGUGCACUUCGUUUACAUCUGGGAGGGGCUCCAGAAGGACCAGCUGGAACUGGUAAAACAGAAACAACUAAAGAUUUAGCUAAAGCUAUUGCUAAACAAUGCAUAGUAUUUAACUGUUCUGAAGGAUUAGAUUAUGUUGCUUUAGGAAAAUUUUUUAAGGGAUUAGCUUCAUGUGGAGCUUGGUCUUGUUUUGAUGAAUUUAAUCGAAUUGAUGUUGAAGUACUAUCUGUUGUUGCCCAACAAAUAUUAACAAUCCAACGUGGUAUUAAUUCAGCUGCAAAUACACUAUUAUUUGAAGGUACUGUUAUACGAUUAGAUCCUACAUGUGCAGUUUUUAUUACUAUGAAUCCUGGAUAUGCUGGUCGAAGUGAGUUACCUGACAAUUUAAAGACUUUAUUUCGUCCUGUUGCUAUGAUGGUUCCAGAUUAUGCAAUGAUUGCUGAAAUUUCACUUUAUUCCAAAGGAUUUGUAAAUGCAAGACCAUUAGCAGUUAAAGUUGUAGCUACUUAUAAAUUGUGUUCUGAACAGUUGUCAUCUCAACCUCAUUAUGAUUAUGGAAUGAGAGCUGUAAAAUCUGUAAUAGCUGCUGCUGGCAAUUUAAAGCAUAAAUAUCCUGACAGUGAAGAAGAUAAAAUAAUGCUCAGAUCUAUCACUGAUGUUAAUCUACCAAAAUUUUUAAGUCAUGAUGUACCUUUGUUUGAAGGUAUAACUUCUGAUUUAUUUCCUGAAAUAUCUCAACCACCUUCAGAUUAUAAUGAUUUGAAUAGAGCUAUAGAAAUUGUUUGUCAAAAAUAUAAUCUACAGUGUACAAGCUAUUUUUUACAGAAAAUACAACAGAUUUAUGAAAUGAUGAUAGUAAGGCAUGGAUUUAUGAUAGUUGGUUAUCCUUUUAGUGGAAAAACAGCUGCUUAUAAAACUUUGGCAAAGGCUUUAUAUAUCUUAUGUGACCAAGAACAGAAUAAGAAAUCGCCUGUUGAUAUUGUUGUAAUAAAUCCAAAAUCAAUAACUAUUGAUCAGCUUUAUGGUUAUUUUUCACCAGUUUCCCAUGAAUGGUCUGAUGGAGUGUUAGCAGUGAAUUUUAGAAAAUUUGCAACAUCUACGAAUCCUAAUAGAAAAUGGUUAGUAUUUGAUGGACCAGUAGAUGCAGUUUGGAUUGAAAACAUGAACACUGUUCUAGAUGAUAACAAAAAACUUUGUCUAACAAGUGGUGAAAUUAUCAAAUUAUCUGCACAAACUAACCUAAUAUUUGAAUCAAUGGAUCUUGAAGCUGCUUCACCGGCAACUGUUUCAAGAUGUGGAAUGAUACAUAUGGAACCAGAAAGAUUAGGAUGGAAAACUUUAUUUAAAUCUUGGUUAAAUACUCUGCCAGCAUUUGUUACAGAACAUAAAAAUCGGUUGAUUGGACUUUUCAAUCAUUUUUGUCCUCCUCUUUUAUCUAUGGUUAAAAAAAUUGCUAACAAGGAGUUAGCACCAACUACUGAAAUUAAUCGAGUGAAUUCUUUAAUGAAUUUAUUAAAGUUUACUUACGACGAGAUCAAGGAAACUGAAAGUUAUAAGGAAAUGCCUAAUGAUGUAUUUUUAAUAUGGAUGGAUUGUAAUUUUCUCUUCUGUGCAGUAUGGUCAUUAGGUUCAACUUUAAAUAAAGAAGGAAGUUUGAAUUUUAAUUCUGCUUUUCAUGAAGUAAUGAGAGGUGAGCCAUCGGAAGAAUUUUGUGAAAGAUAUGGAUUUACUGAAACUUCAUAUCCUCUUGACUAUAUUUUAGACUAUCCAAUUCCAAAUAUUGAACUUGUUUAUGAUUAUAAAUUUGUUCAAAAGGAUAUUUCACUACCCGGACAAUGGAUGCCUUGGAAAGUAGAAUUAAUGAAGGUUACUCCUUUACCACAAGAUAUUGAAUCUCAUCAACUUCUUAUUCCUACAGUGGAUACUAUUCGUUAUAUAUAUUUGAUAUCAAUGUUAGUAAACAAACAAAAAGAGAUGUUAUUAACUGGACCAACAGGAACAGGAAAAUCUAUGUAUAUUAAAAAUUUCCUUUUAAAUAAAAUGAACAGAGAGACAUAUUCACCUCUUAUUAUAAAUUUUUCUGCACAAACAAGUGCUAAUCAAACUCAGAAGAUUAUAAUGGGAAAAUUAAUAAGAAGAAGAAAAGGAUUAUAUGGACCACCUCCAGGGAAAAAACUGAUUGUAUUUGUGGAUGAUCUUAAUAUGCCCCUGCCUGAAACAUUUGGAGCCCAACCUCCCAUUGAGGUUCUUCGUCAGUGGAUAGAUCAUCAUUUAUGGUAUGAUCUUAAAGAGAAAACACCUAUGAAUUUAACUGAUAUUCAAUUAAUGGUAGCAAUGGGUCCUCCAGUUGGAGGACAGAAUACUGUUUCGUUAAGAUUUUUAAGACAUUUUAAUAUAUUAGGAAUAAAUGAAUUUGAUGAUGAAGUGAUGGAAACUAUAUUUAGUAGAAUAUUAACUUGGCAUUUAGAUAAUAAGGGAUUUUCUAAAGAUUUUGGAAAGAUUGUUAAAUCUUUAAUUGAUGCUAGUCUUGAAAUAUAUAAGAAAUCCAUUUCAAAUCUUUUACCAACACCUACAAAAUCUCAUUAUUUAUUUAAUACAAGAGACUUUUCUAAAAUAGUUAAAGGACUGUUAUUAUGUCUUCCAGAAACUAUUGAAAAUUUAGACUCAAUGAAACAGUUGUGGAUUCAUGAGGUGUUUAGGGUUUUUUAUGAUCGUCUAAUAGACAAAGAAGAUCGUUUGUGGUUUUUUAAAAUGGUAAAGGAUGUAUGCAAAGAUACAUUACAUCAUGAUAUGAAUAUUCUGUUGAAGUUCUUGGAUAGUAAUCAUGAUGGAAUUGUCACUGAAGAUAAUAUUCGAUCACUUAUGUAUUGUGACUUUGGAGAUACAAAAUCAGAUACAAAACAUUAUUCCAGAGUACAAGAUAUUAAUACUUUACAAAAUAUUAUUGAAAAUUUUAUGGAAAAUUAUAAUAGUCUGAACAAAAAGCCCAUGAAUAUAGUGCUUUUUAAAUUUGUUAUUGAACACCUAUGCAGAAUAGCACGUAUAUUGAUACAGCCACCUAGUCAUGCUCUACUAGUUGGGAUGGGAGGUACAGGAAGACAAGUAUUAACUCGAUUGGCUACUCACAUAGAAGAAUAUGAGUUAUUUCAGGUGGAGAUUUCUAAAUCAUAUUCAUAUGUACAAUGGAAAGAAGAUCUCAAAGUGUUGUUAAAAAAAUGUACAUCUGGAGAUCAACAUACAGUAUUUUUGUUUCCAGAUUCUCAAAUUAAAGAAGAAUCAUUUUUAGAAGAUAUUAAUAAUUUAUUAAAUGCUGGAGAAGUUCCAAAUCUUUAUCAAGUUGAUGAGAAACAAGAAAUAAUUGAAAACAUGCGAAUGAUUGAUAAACAAAAAGAUAGAUUAAACCAAACUGAUGGAUCAGCUGAAGCAUUAUUCAAUUUAUUUAUUGAACAUGUGAGACAUCAAUUACACAUUUGUCUGACAAUGAGUACUAUUGGUGAUCUGUUUAGAAAUCGUAUUCGCAAAUUUCCUUCUCUUGUUAACUGUUGUACCAUAGAUUGGUUUGAGCCAUGGCCAGAAGAUGGUUUAGAAGCUGUAGCAAAAAAAUUUUUACAAGAUACUGAAUUGACAAAAAAGGAGAGAAAGGCAUGCAUAAGUUUAUGCAAAAUCUUUCAUAUUUCCAUUGAUAAAUUAUCAGUUGCCUAUUACAAAGAAUUAUAUCGCCAUAAUUACAUAAAUCCAACAUCUUUUCUCGAAUUAAUUAAUACUUUUCAAAACUUAUUAGCAAAAAAAAGAGGAGAUAUUUUGAAAAUGAAGCAACGUUAUGAAGUUGGAUUAGAACAAUUAGCACAUGCAGCUGGACAAGUUUCAGAUAUGCAGAAAUACCAAAUAGAAUUACAACCCAAAUUACUUGAAGCAAAUCAAAAUGUAGAAAACAUCAUGACUCAAAUAAAUGCUGAGUCAGCUGAAGUUGAAAAAGUUGAAGAAAGAGUUAAGGAAGACCAAUUACUUGCAAAUGAAAAAGCUAAAAAAGCAGCUUCAAUCAAAGAAGAGUGUGAUGCUGAUUUAGCUGAAGCUAUGCCAAUCUUAAAUGCUGCUAUUGCAGCUUUAAACACCCUUACUCCUGCUGAUAUAGCAGAAGUAAAAACAAUGAAAAGUCCACCACAUGGCGUAAAACUUGUAAUGGAAGCCAUAUGUAUUUUGAAAGGUGUUAAACCUGAUCGAAUUAAGGAUCCAACACAAGUUGGUAUGAAUCUCUCUGAUGAUAAAAUUCCAGCAAAAGCAAUUAAAAUCAUCAGAGAAAAAUAUAUUAAUAAUCCAGAUUUUGAUCCUGGAAAAGUAAAAUUAGCUUCAACUGCUGCAGAAGGUCUUUGUAAAUGGGUUAUUGCAAUGGAAAAAUACGAAAAAGUUGCUAAAAUUGUUGCUCCAAAAAAAGAAGCUCUUGCUAAAGCUCAAACUGAAUUAUCAAUAGCAGAAAAUGAAUUAAAAGAAAAGCAUGCUGAGUUAAAAGAAGUGCAAGAUAAAUUAAUGAAAUUACAGGAAUAUUUAGAAGGAAAUAAACUGAAAAAAAUGGCUGUGGAAAAUGAUCUUGAAACAUGUACAUUGAAACUACAGAGAGCGGAACAGUUAAUUGGUGGUCUAGGUGGAGAAAAAACUCGAUGGAAGAAUGCUGCGAAAGUUCUUGGACAACGUUACAAUAAUUUAGUUGGCGAUACUCUUAUAACUGCAGCUGUCGUAGCAUAUUUGGGAGCAUUUACAGCGUCUUUUCGACAAAAACAGAUUUCUGCAUGGAUUGAAGCUGCAUUACAACAUGGAAUUGUAUGUACAAAAGAAUUUUCUCUAAUAGAAACUCUUGGAGAGCCAGUUACAAUAAGGAAAUGGAUAAUUGAUGGACUUCCUACUGAUAACUUUUCUAUAGAAAAUGGAAUUAUCAUCACUAAUUCUCAUCGUUGGCCGUUAAUGAUUGACCCUCAAGGACAAGCUAAUCAAUGGAUUAAAAAGAUGGAGAAAGAAAAGGAUCUCCAAAUAAUUAAACCAAUGCAACCAAAUUUUCUUAGAGUUUUAGAGAACAGCAUACAGUUUGGAAAAUCUGUUUUAUUAGAAAAUAUUGGAGAAGAAUUAGAUCCUGUUUUAGAACCUUUAUUAUUGAAACAAACCUUCAAAGAUGGAAAAACAUUGUACAUUAAACUUGGUGAAAGUACAGUUGAAUAUUCUUCAGAUUUUAGACUCUAUAUGACUACUAAAUUGCCUAAUCCUCAUUAUCUUCCCAAUAUUUCUGUAAAAGUAACUCUGAUAAACUUUAUGAUAACACGAACUGGAUUGGAAGAUCAAUUGUUAGGAAUUGUUGUUGCUAAAGAAAAACAAGAAUUAGAAAAUGAAAGAAAUGAACUUAUUAUAAAAAGUGCAAAAAAUAAAAAACAAUUAAAAGAAAUUGAGGAUCAUAUAUUAGAAAUUUUAUCAACAGCAAAGGGUAAUAUCUUGGAAGAUGAGACAGCAAUCAAAGCACUUUCAUCAUCAAAAUUACUAUCAAAUGAAAUUGAAGAAAAACAGAUUGCAGCUGAACAAACAGAAGCAAAAAUAGAGGAAACCAGAGAAGGUUAUAAACCAAUUGCUACUCAUUCUUCAAUAUUAUUUUUCACAAUUGCCAAUUUAGCAAAUAUUAAUCCAAUGUAUCAAUAUUCAUUGGCAUGGUUUGUAAAUCUGUUUAAAAAAUCAAUAGAUAACUCUGAAAAGUCUGAAGAUUUGCAAAUGCGGUUGCAGAUUUUACGUGAAUACUUCACCAUAUCAUUAUACAGAAAUAUUUGCAGAAGUUUGUUUGAAAAAGACAAAUUAUUAUUUGCAUUUUUACUUUGUAUUAAUCUUAUGAAAUAUAAAUCAUUAAUUAAUGAAGAUGAAUGGAAUUUCUUGUUAACUGGAGGAAUUAGCUUGGAAAAUCCUUACUAUAAUGAAACAGGAUGGCUUCCUUUAAAGUCUUGGGAUGAAAUUUGUAGCUUGGAUAAUUUACCUAAUUUUAAUGGUUUAAGAAAUUCACUAACUGAAUAUAGUUCUUUAUGGAAAAAUAUAUACAAUAGUGAGCAUCCUCAUAAGGAAAGUUUUCCAGAAGAAUGGAAUAGUUUAGAUGAUUUUCAAAAGAUACUUGUCGUACGUUGUUUAACUCCCGACAAAGUGAUUCCAGCUAUAGAAAAUUUUAUUUCUGUACAUUUAGGAUCAACUUUUAUUGAAAUACCCCAUUUUGAUCUUGAAGAAAUAUUUUUAGACAGUGACUGUUGCAUACCUUUUAUUUUUAUAUUAUCUCCUGGAGUUGAUCCUACAGCAUCUUUAUUGAAAUUUGCAGAAGAUAAGGGGUUUGGUGGAAAUCUUCUUUAUUCUCUAUCACUUGGUCAAGGCCAAGGUCCAAUUGCAGCAACCAUGAUUGAAGAGGGAACAACAAAUGGUAUUUGGAUUGUUCUUCAAAAUUGUCAUUUAGCACCAUCGUGGAUGCCUAUGCUAGAAAAGAUAUGUGAAGAUUUAAAUCCAGAAUCUAUACACAAAAAUUUUCGUUUGUGGUUGACAUCUUAUCCUUCAAUUCAUUUUCCAAUUUCAAUAUUGCAAAAUGGAAUUAAAGUGACAAACGAACGUCCAAAAGGUUUAAAGUCUAAUCUUCUUCAGUCUUAUUACAAUGAUCCAAUAUGUGAUCCAGAAUUUUUUAAUUCUUGUCAAAAUCCAAAAUCUUUCAAAAAAUUAUUAUUUGGGUUGUGCUUCUUCCAUGCCUUAAUACAAGAAAGACGUAAAUUUGGAUCUCUGGGAUGGAAUAUUCAAUAUCAAUUUAAUGAAACAGAUCUUAGAAUUAGUGUUCAGCAAUUAGCUAUGUUCCUUAAUGAAUAUGAGGAAAUUCAAUAUGAUGCAUUGAAAUAUCUGACUGGAGAAUGUAAUUAUGGUGGGCGUGUAACAGAUGAUUGGGAUAGAAGAACGUUAAUAACUCUGUUGAAUAAAUUUUAUUGCACAGAAAUAAUCAAUCAAGAAAAUUAUUAUUUUGAUUCUUCUGGAAUAUAUUAUGCCCCUGUUGAAGAAAAUUUUGAAGAUUAUAUUAAAUACAUCAAAGCACUUCCUCUUAUAACUAGUCCAGAAAUUUUUGGUUUACAUUCUAAUGCAGAUAUUACUAAAAACCAAAAAGAAACUUUUCAGCUACUUGAUGGAGUUUUUAUUACUCAGACUCAUGGCAUAUCAGAAGGAGAUCAGUUGGCUGAAGAUAAUGUAUUGAAAAUAGCUACCGACAUUGUUUCUAAACUUCCAAAACUGUUUGAUAUUGAAAUAGCAAUGAAGUUGUAUCCCAUGUGUUAUGAACAAAGUAUGAAUACAGUGCUUGUACAGGAAAUGGAGAGAUUCAAUAGACUCUUAAAAACAAUAAUAAAAUCAUUAGAUAAUGUUCAGAAAGCUGUCAAGGGUUUGAUUGUAUUGUCUUCAGAAAUCGAAAGAAUUAUGAAAAGCAUAUUGAAUGGAAAAGUUCCGGAGCUUUGGAUGUCGAAAUCUUAUCCUUCUUUAAAACCUUUGGGUAGCUACAUCCACGAUCUACUUAACAGAAUUGAGUUUUUACAGAAAUGGUAUACACGAGGACCUCCGGCAGUAUUUUGGAUUUCUGGUUUCUUCUUCACUCAAGCUUUUUUGACUGGUGCCCAACAAAAUUACGCUCGUAAAUAUGCCAUACCAGUAGAUCAUCUCACUUUUGAUUUUAUUAUACUGGAGGACAAAAUUUAUGAAGAACCACCGAUUGAUGGUGUAUUUAUCAGAGGAUUAUUUCUCGAGGGAGCAAGAUGGGAUCACGAGAUCUGGGAAUUAGGAGAAUCAAUGCCUAAAGUUCUUUAUGAUAGACUACCUGUGAUUUGGCUCAAACCUGUGAAAAAGGACGAAUUGAAAAUGUUUCCAAGCUAUGAAUGCCCAGUUUAUAAAACAAAUGAGAGGAAGGGCAUUCUUUCGACCACGGGACACUCGACAAAUUUUAUUGUCGCCAUAUUGUUGCCGAGUAGCAUGCCACAGGAACAUUGGAUAUGCCGGGGAGUCGCAUCACUCUGUCAAUUGGACAACUGACUCCUGCUUAAAUUUAUAUCUGUAAAUUAUGUAAAAAUUUCCAAAACUUCUGAUAACCUUUAACAAAUAAUAAAAUAAAAAAUAAGAAUUCUUUACCAAACGUUUUCUAUUAUUAACUUUAAAUUAAUCUUGAAAUAACUAACCAGCCAUACAAUUGAUUCUUCAACUAUUUGUCAGGCCUGAGCCCAAAUAAACAAGAUGGGUGGAAAAAGCAAUGGUAAACUACCCUAUAAAAACCCCUCACCAAUACACACCACAGCAGUAGCUUAAAUGGUUACUAACAGUGACACCUUUGU